AUGUCUCGUACUACCGUCGUUGUUUUACGGGCCUUAGUGCUUCACUAUGAAAGCUUCCUCCGGUACCGCUUGGAAAUCAGCCAGCUCGAGUUCGAGCUCAAAGAGCAGGCCCGGAAGAAGGACAUGUAUAGGAUUCUCAAUGAGCAACAGGAUGAGGCCCUUAAAGACCUCCCGAUUCUCCAGGCCGAGCUGGAAAAAACCCAGAAGGAGGCCUCCACCUUGAAGCGGGAACAUGCCGACCUGGUUGAAAAGGUAAAGGUCUUUGAAGCUAAAAACGAGGAGCUAGUUGUGGUGACUAACAACACUAUUUCGCAGGUCCAACAGAAGAUAGACUUGAUCGACCAGCUCCGGGACGAGAUGAACGAGGUCAAGGCCAUGGUCGAAUGGUGGAAGGGUAGGAUGGACCUGCUGGCUUCAGAGAAGGAAACUACGAAUGCGGAGCUGGCAUUGGUUGAGAAUCAACUACGAGUGGUGAAGGACAAAGCUGAUAAGUGGUCUCAGCUGAAUAAUGAUCUCCGAGCACAGCUGAACUUGGUCGUCGCAAAACGGGAUGCACUCGGAAGAGAAUAUGAGGCGCUGAGGUCCAAAUUGGAGACAACCUCUGCUGAUGCCGAGAAAAUGGUGGCCUAA
Molecule: messenger RNA, 630 nt
Organism: Nicotiana tabacum (common tobacco)
Lineage: Eukaryota; Viridiplantae; Streptophyta; Magnoliopsida; Solanales; Solanaceae
Source: RefSeq, a predicted model, not a curated record